UGAGCUGGGAACGUCAUUUCCUGUCCUCUCUCUCUGACGUCAUCAGUCUGCGACCUAAACCCGGAAGCGCUGCUAGGAGACGCCAUGCACCGCGUCCCUUUCCCCAAACCCGGGAGUCUCAUCGUCCCCGACUGGCAGCAGAGCGAGGAGGGGAGAGACUACCUGAGCUGCGUCCUACGGAAGAGGAAACGGCGGCUGUUCGGUCUCAUAGAGCAGCCGGUGUUGCCUCCGCAGCUUCCUUCUGACGUCGCCAGCUACAAAAUUUUUGUUUUUGGAAAAAGUGGAGUUGGGAAAACGGCUCUGAUCGCCAAACUGUGCGGACUGGAGGUUCCCGGCACGCACCACGAGACAACCGGAAUCCAGACCUCUCGUGUGUACUGGCCCGUCCGUCCCCGGGACAGCCAGCGCCCAAUCAUCUUCUGCUUCCAGUUCUGGGAUUGUGGUGAAUCCUCGUUAAAGAAGUUUGAUCACAUUCUGCUGGCCUGUAAGGAGAAGGCCGACGCCCACCUCUUCCUCUUCUCUUUCACCGAUCGCUCGUCGUUUGAGGACGUCCCGGCGCUGAUUUCCCGCACGCUGAGCCAGGAGGAGGACGCGGCCCGGGUGGUGAUCGGCACCAAAUUCGAUCAGUUCAUGCACACGGACGUCACGGAUCAGGACAUCAGCGACUUCCAGCAGACGUGGCAGCUGCCGGUGAUGCGGGUGAGGAGCGUGAACGGGCCGCGGCUCGGCGACGGGAUCAGUCUGGACGGUCGGGCGGAGUUGUCGGACGCGGCUCCGGUGCUGAACGGCCUGGCGGAGAUCCUGUGGCACCGCGACCAAUUGAUGGCGGGACUGAUCGCCAUCGAUGUCUGAUCGCCGCGCUCCCG
This is a messenger RNA of Rana temporaria (common frog), 866 nucleotides long. It is a transcript of the gene CPLANE2, whose product is annotated as ciliogenesis and planar polarity effector 2. The transcript is spliced from 5 exons. Bases 85 to 852 code for a protein of 255 amino acids. Lineage: Eukaryota; Metazoa; Chordata; Amphibia; Anura; Ranidae. Gene Ontology annotation, molecular function: GTP binding; GTPase activity. The record is from RefSeq and is a predicted model, not a curated record.